This is a messenger RNA of Pipistrellus kuhlii (Kuhl's pipistrelle), 3166 nucleotides long. RefSeq names its product mitogen-activated protein kinase 6 (gene MAPK6). The record is from RefSeq and is a predicted model, not a curated record. Lineage: Eukaryota; Metazoa; Chordata; Mammalia; Chiroptera; Vespertilionidae. Gene Ontology annotation, biological process: cell surface receptor signaling pathway; protein phosphorylation; intracellular signal transduction. Gene Ontology annotation, cellular component: nucleus; cytoplasm. The transcript has 6 exons. Bases 798 to 2966 code for a protein of 722 amino acids. Gene Ontology annotation, molecular function: ATP binding; MAP kinase activity.
UCCCUCUCUCUCGGGUCGGGGUUACAUGGCGGCGACUGCGGCAAAGCGGGAGCCUCCGAGACGCCGCUGCCGCCCGCCUAGCCGGAGACCGGAGCCGACCCUGGGGGCUUUCCGCGGGCCCCGCACGCCCUCGAUGAGUCGGAGAAGUCCCGUGAGUGUGUGUGUGUUGUAUCAGAGUAAGAUGGACGGUAGCUUUGAUUGUGAUUGUGGUGAGCUGGAGCCACCUGAUCACUAACAAGAGACAUCUGUUAACCAACAGCUGCCAGGGCUUCCUGUUGAAAUAUACAGCAACAAAGGAAGACAAGAAGCAAAACGGAAAUAGUGCUUACCAGCACCUUAGAACGAUGCUGCUCAGGACCAGUCUAACACUGAAUGUAUCUGCACUGUGAGGAGAAUGUUCAUAGAAGCCUGUUGUGUGCAUAUUUAUUCACAUUUUUGUUAAAUGUUAAAUCGUUUAGCACAGUAAAUCUGAGUGCAUACUAUGUCAUUUCAUUCCGUUUGAGUUUCUCGAGUGUUUUCUUUAAAUGUCUGCAGAAUUGCUGCCCCUUUCUUGAACUAUGAGUACUCCAAUCUUUUUAAUUCUCAAUAUGAGGAGAGCUUUUUGAGCUUUAAAUCUAAGGGGAACUCAACGGGCCUGGUUGGCAUAUGCAAUGAACAUCAAGAAACCAUCUUGCUGUGGAAGCAAAAUUGUUUUUCUUCUCCCUUUUUGAAAGAUCCUUCCUUUUGAUGCCAGUUUUCUUCCUUGUUUACACAAGUUCAACAAUUCGAGAGGAAAAGGCAAUAGUAAGGGUUUCAAAAUGGCAGAGAAAUUUGAAAGUCUCAUGAACAUUCAUGGUUUUGAUCUGGGCUCUAGGUAUAUGGACUUAAAGCCAUUGGGCUGUGGAGGCAAUGGUUUGGUUUUUUCUGCUGUAGACAAUGACUGUGACAAAAGAGUAGCCAUCAAGAAAAUUGUCCUUACUGAUCCCCAGAGUGUCAAACAUGCUCUACGUGAAAUCAAAAUCAUUAGAAGACUUGACCAUGAUAACAUUGUGAAAGUGUUUGAAAUUCUUGGUCCCAAUGGAAACCAGUUAACAGAUGAUGUGGGCUCUCUUACCGAACUGAACAGUGUUUACAUUGUUCAGGAGUACAUGGACACGGACUUGGCUAAUGUGCUGGAGCAGGGCCCUUUACUGGAAGAGCAUGCCCGGCUUUUCAUGUAUCAGCUGCUACGUGGGCUCAAAUAUAUCCACUCUGCAAAUGUACUGCACAGAGAUCUCAAACCAGCUAAUCUUUUCAUUAAUACUGAAGACUUGGUGCUGAAGAUAGGUGACUUUGGUCUUGCGCGGAUCAUGGAUCCCCAUUAUUCCCACAAGGGUCAUCUUUCUGAAGGAUUGGUUACUAAAUGGUACAGAUCUCCACGACUUUUACUUUCUCCUAAUAAUUAUACUAAAGCCAUUGACAUGUGGGCUGCAGGCUGCAUCUUUGCUGAAAUGCUGACUGGUAAAACCCUCUUUGCAGGUGCACAUGAACUUGAACAGAUGCAGCUGAUUUUAGAAUCUAUUCCUGUUGUUCAUGAGGAAGAUCGUCAGGAGCUUCUCAGCGUAAUUCCAGUUUACAUUAGAAAUGACAUGACUGAGCCACACAAACCUUUAACUCAGCUGCUUCCAGGAAUUAGUCGAGAAGCACUGGAUUUCCUGGAACAAAUUUUGACAUUCAGCCCCAUGGAUCGGUUGACGGCAGAAGAAGCACUUUCCCAUCCUUACAUGAGCAUAUAUUCUUUUCCAAUGGAUGAGCCAAUUUCCAGUCAUCCUUUCCAUAUUGAAGAUGAAGUUGAUGAUAUUUUGCUUAUGGAUGAAACUCAUAGUCACAUUUAUAACUGGGAAAGGUACCAUGAUUGUCAAUUUUCAGAGCAUGAUUGGCCUAUACAUACUAACUUUGAUAUUGAUGAAGUUCAGCGUGACCCAAGAAAUCUGUCUGAUGUCACUGAUGAAGAAGAAGUACAAGUUGAUCCUCGAAAAUAUUUGGAUGGAGAUCGUGAAAAGUAUUUGGAAGAUCCUGCUUUUGAUACCAAUUACUCCACUGAGCCUUGUUGGCAGUACCCAGAUCAUCAUGAAAACAAAUAUUGUGAUCUGGAGUGUAGCCAUACUUGUAACUACAAAAUGAGGUCAUCAUCAUAUUUAGAUAACUUAGUUUGGAGAGAGAGUGAAGUUAACCAUUACUAUGAACCCAAGCUUAUUAUAGAUCUUUCCAAUUGGAAAGAACAAAGCAAAGAAAAAUCUGAUAAGAAAGGCAAGUCAAAAUGUGAAAGGAAUGGAUUGGUUAAAGCCCAGAUAGCUCUAGAGGAAGCAUCACAGCAACUGGCUGAAAAAGAAAGGGAAAAGAACCAGGGAUUUGACUUUGAUUCCUUUAUUGCAGGAACUAUUCAACUUAGUUCACAACAUGAGCCUACUGAUGUUGUUGAUAAAUUAAAUGACUUGAAUAGCUCAGUGUCCCACCUAGAAUUGAAAGGUUUGAUAUCAAAGUCAGUAAGCCGAGAAAAACAAGAAAAGGGAAUGGCAAACUUAGCUCAAUUAGAAGCCUUGUACCAAUCUUCUUGGGAUAGCCAGUUUGUGGGUGGUGCAGAGGACUGUUUUCUCAUAAAUCAGUUUUGUUGUGAGGUAAGGAAGGAUGAACAAAUAGAGAAGGAAAACACUUAUACCAGUUACUUGGACAAGUUCUUUAGUAGGAAAGAAGAUACUGAAAUGCUAGACACUGAGCCUAUAGAAGAUGGGAGGUUUGGAGAGAGAGGAAAUGAGGAAGGGUUUCUGAAUAACGGUGGUGAGUUCCUCUUGAACAAGCAGCUUGAAUCCAUAGGCAUCCCACAGUUUCACAGUCCAGUUGGGUCACCACUUAAGUCAAUACAGGCCACAUUAACACCUUCUGCUAUGAAAUCUUCCCCACAGAUUCCUCAUAAAACAUACAGCAGCAUUCUGAAACAUCUGAACUAAAACACUCAGCAGACAUUUCUCUUCGUAUUCUUCAUGAAAUGUGUUUGUCUUUUUUUAUUACUAGUGUUUAAGUCAUUUUUUUACUUGAAUCAGAUGGUUUCAUUUAGAAAGGAUUUUAUUAGUUCUUGGUUUUUAAAAUCCAGACUUUUUUCCUACAUGUGAGAUGGUUUUCAUUUUAACUGGCAUGUCAUUUGCACACA